CAAAAAAGAUGAUUCACAGAUACUUUAAUCUUUUUUCAGGGAUUUUAACACAGUACGUCGGAGUACAGGUAGUGAGAAACCAUAUAUAUAUGUAUAUUAAACACGAGUAUAGUGCACUGUUCUUUCACGACCAGCUGGCAUUUGCCUAAACAGCGCUGCAGCAAAAGACAGUUUGAGCUCUCUCCUACUCUUAUUCGCUUGCAGCACGGAAUAAACAAACCCUCUCUGUCGAGCAGUUUUUGACAAGUGCGCUCUGUAUAUUUUCAUUUGAACGUCAAUCCUGAAAAGAAAAGUCAUCGAGCAUCUGAACUGAUAAACUAAUCGGGCCCGUUGUAAAAAAGAAAAUUUAUUAAUCGACAUCUUGCGCACAGGUGACUGUACAUAGAAAACAAGUUGAAAAAUGGGUAGCACUGACAAGGCCGUCAUCACAGGCUUCAUAUGCAGACUGUGCAGUAAAAUGAAUCGUUUUGUGAUACAUAUUUACGGUGAGGAAGGCUCGCGGAUGAAAUUGGCUGAAAAAAUCAACACCUAUUUGCCAAUAACUGUAAAUGCUUACGAUCAGCUGCCAAAGACUGCUUGCCUGCAUUGUAUUGAACGAUUAGAAGCUCAUCAUGAGCUUAUGGAACAAUUUUCUUUUGCUCGGCGGAAACUUAGUUCUAAUGAUAGGCAAACAUCUAUAUCAGCUACAUCAACAACAUCCUCAAAUAUUGAUACAACAGCUGCAACCAAUAGUCCACCUCCUUGUUGACACAUACAAAGCAAAAAAUUAUGCUUAAGUCUACUUGAAUAAAGUAAAAUUUUUAGUACGUAACAAAUAUUUUUUUCAUAAACUUCAAGUUUUGUUGUUGUUUGAGAGUUGAAAAUUGAGGAAUUUUAGAUAGAUAAGUGAAUUUUUAGCUUAAUCGAUGAAUAUUUUGAAAAAUUUUCAUGGUUUCUUAAAAGCAAAGAAAAAUAUCAACAUAAAAAAUGAAAUU
Molecule: messenger RNA, 974 nt
Organism: Trichogramma pretiosum
Lineage: Eukaryota; Metazoa; Arthropoda; Insecta; Hymenoptera; Trichogrammatidae
Exons: 2
Coding region: 401-748 (115 amino acids)
Cellular component (GO): nucleus
Molecular function (GO): zinc ion binding
Source: RefSeq, a predicted model, not a curated record